UGUUUUGGUUUGGCAUCCGAGAGGUCAUUCUUGAGACACAAAGAAAUCGCGUAAGCCAGUCCAUUUUCUGAUACACUUGUGUUGUGAGCACGUCUUUUGAGAGCUUUGAGGACUUCCAGAAAAAAAAUGGGUCGCAUUUUUCUGGACCAUAUUGGAGGCUCUCGUCUUUUCUCAUGCGCUUCUUGUGAUACGUUCCUCACAAACAGAAGUGAGCUAAUUAGCACGAGAUUCACUGGUGCGACUGGUAGAGCAUUCCUCUUCAAUAAAGUGGUGAAUCUCAACUACAGUGAGGUGCAGGACCGCGUCAUGCUGACUGGUAGACACAUGGUUCGCGAUGUGUCCUGCAAGAAUUGUGAUGCCAAGCUGGGUUGGGUGUACGAAUUUGCCACCGAGGAGAAUCAGCGCUACAAGGAGGGGCGUGUCAUUCUCGAGCGUGCACUCGUAACGGAGAGCGAUGGUAUGGAUGAGCACGUCGGUGACAACUGAUGUGCUGUGAGAACCGUACCACUAAAAGACAUCGUAGCUGGUGGAAAAAGGAAAUAUUGGACAGUGACCGCUAUGUUCACAAAAAACUAAAGAUCCUUAAUCACAGUAAUUAGAUGUCAAAAUUGAAGAAAUGUUCUGCCAGAUGUAUGAUUGGCUGCACUGAACUUCCAAAUAAACUGGUGUAAUCUAAUUCUGUGAUCUGCUACCCGUUGUAACGCUGACGAAGCACUUUACAGAUAGUGCCAAAAAAAAAAAAAAGUUUUUAACAUUUUUAAUAUUUUGGAUUGUCACUUGCCUCUGUGACUAAAAUUAGACAAUAGCUCUACACAGCUUUCACCAAAUUCUUCACACACGAAAUAAGUUGUUAGAGGAGUGUAGAGAAAUUUCUACGCCUCAGCUGAUGGUUUACUGUUUCACUUGCCUAUGCCAGUAUUUGUGUUGUGUGAAAUUUUGCUGACAUCGCAGGAGCUUAGGAAGUCAUCCAGAAAGUCUAAUUACGUAAUUACCAACAUGAUGUGCAAAACAUAUCAGACAUUGUGACAAGUUAUAAAAUGAAUGUUUAAUUUUUAAGAGGCAUUGGUAAUUGGAUGGAACACUAGUUGUUCUAAUAUUUUCAAAUGCCUUUCAAAAUGUUUAAAGUGUAAAUUGCAGUUCAAAAAGAGAAUAUAUUUUUAAUUUGCAUUUGUUUUCAUGCACAACACUUUAACAUAAAAGUUGUUUACGUCCAUUAAGUAUUCAUGGCAUUUGUUGUCACUUGAAGUCUCAUUCUUCAUCAUUUUUACUUUAUGUAUUUUUUUUAAAUAUGUCCAACUGUCCAUACUUCAAGUCACUUUUGGAUCAUUCUUGUUGAAAUAAUUACUCCAAUUAUCAGUCAACAAAUUAAGGUUCAAUAUGCAAUUACUAAAAAACAAAAAAAUUACAUGGUGAAUUGCCUUUUCGUACCACAUAAGAACACUCAAGGAAUAGCAAACAGAUAUGGCAAUAAGGUAUUGGCCUAUGAUGCAGCCACUAAUACAUUAUGCAGUUUGACAAGUAAAGGAAUUAUUUGGGUUUAGAUCAUAGCAAAUUUAGGUGUUAAUAAGAAAUGUAAUUACUUGACAAAGUUGAAUUCUUUUGACUUAGAACUGAUCAACUGUACUUAUGAGAUGACUGGGCACACAUUUACAUUUUUUAUUUCCACCUGCUUGUACUUGUUUUGCCAUCAUCAUAAUGUCUGAUAACAUAGUUCAAUUAAAAUGGGUUGGUUAAAGGAUAACCUAUGUUCACUGAACAUCCUAAAAAAAACUUUACAUACAUUGUUUUUUCGGAAUGAUUGAGUUGAAAGAAAUUUGUUCCUGAUUUUAGUGAAAGGGCUUAUAGUUUUUCUUUUUUCUGCCAUUUUUUAUAUCAAAGCUAGAAGAAAGACACCACCUGAGCUAUUUUUGAGGUCAUGGAAUGCUGCAGUUAGAAUGUCUGUUCAUCUUAGAAAUGUUGGGCACCGUAGACUGUGAACAAGCACACAAUCGCGAGUCUUUCUUUUUACAUUAGUCCCAUUAAGUUGCUGGACAGUACCCCAUAAAUGUCUGUCUGUGACUACACAUACUUUCUGAGAUGCUUCUUAUCCUGCCUACUUCUCUUGUCUGUCAUCCCCUUGUUUCUGUCACAGUUUUUGGUGUGAGAGUGAGCGAUUUCUUAGUGUCUCAUUUUUAAAAUUGUCAAUUUUCUUCCAUUUUACACUGCAGCAGCUGAACUUGGAUGAACACUAAAACAAUGACCAACUGGUUUACAAUACAAUUAUCAUUACUUUUUAAAAUUUACCCUUAAUUUGCAUGUAGAAGUGACACAAAAACUGACCUUCACACGAGUUGAAGGUAAUUUCUUGUGAUGUGUGUAGAAAAUGUCCAUCCUUGCUGCAUUUUCAAAUGUGUGUGAGGUAAAACAGUCUUUGUUGAAAAGAAAUUGUUUUUAAGAAUAUUUUGUAAUUUAGGAUUGUGCAAUGUUGUGUUGAGAUUUUUUGUACAUUUUAUUAUUAAACAUGUGGACCAUACAGCCACAGGAAAUCUGUUGAAUCAUAACUUUCAAGUGGUUAUUACUUAUAUUAAAGAAUUUAAUAUUCUUCCAUAUAACUGCCAUAAGGUAUCAGAUGGCACAUAUUUAAUUAGAAUGAGUGUUCUUAUGUUUAAUGUGAUAUUAACUAUAGAAAUAUGAAUGCUGUAUUUUGAGAAUGACUUUCAGAUUGUGUACAUAAGAGGUGACAGAAAUAAAAGGGAAACCUUUUUUUCUUUGGUGUGUUGUCUUGUCAGUCUGUGAUGCAUCUUUUUAAAGAUUAGUAUAAAGUAAGAGCUCUUGUGAAGGCCUCCCUUGGUACCAGUUCUCCCAGACCUGUGUGCAAGCACGUUUAUGCUAUCAGAGGAGAUCAAAUUGCUUUUUCUCUUGCACUGCCACUGCUGAGAAUAUAACUGCAGGCAUUUUUAAUGAAGUUAGGCAUCCGUACUUUGAUAAAAGUUUAUUUUCACACCAAUUGUUAUUGCAGUGUACAGAAAAGACCAGUCUCAAAAGUUCUUAGUGGUAACACAAUUGACCACCCAUAUAAACUUCCAUUAAAGCCAAUUAUUAGGACAAGCAUAUUAUUAAAAAAAAUGUGUUUACAUUUGAUAAACAAUCCAAUUAUGAUGUCUGAAAACUGACACCAACUACACUGUAUUGGAAAUGAGUUUGCAAACAGCAAGAAAAAUUUACUUCCAAAGACAUGUAACUUCCUACGUGGAAUGUUUCCAUCUAUUACCACAUCUUUGGGAGUUAUGACCGAGUCCAAAAGCUGUUUCAGGGAGGUAAUGAAUGAUGUUUCCAUAGCCACUGUGAAAAUAUUUUUCAUCCACGUAAUCAGCCUGAAGAUUUUAAACCACCAGCUCAAAUGUUUCAAUGCUCAUUUGUACAUACAGCCAAAGUUUACAUCAGUUGCUCAUUAUUGUAUUUUAAGAUUUUUUUACAGUUUCACUGCAACCAUACUGAGUGUUGAUUUCUUUGUUGUGAUCAUACCUCCAUUUUGUAGUUAGUAUCCCACAGAUACUUAUUUCUCACUUUGCUAGACACUGAGAAAAUGGUCUGUUAUUCUGUGUCAUUGAACUUCAGUUGGCUUGGCUAUUUGCCCACAGAUUUAGUUAAAGCAUGGGAACACUGCAAGUGAAUAAAAACAUUGUGUGUCUGCAGAAAUGUCAGUGAAAUUUCAGCAGUGGGACCACGAAGCUAUUUGUUAGCACCUCAUAUAGAAUCCAGUGCAAUGGAUUUCAUGAACACGACAGUGACUUGCAGUUGCAACAAAAAAAUACCUGAACUGAAAAGUAACUGGUUCCAAGUUUGGCAGUCUUACAAAAUAAUAAAAAUGAACAAUAUACAUUUAUGUACUUUAUCUAUAUAGAAUGUAAGUGAUAUUUGUAACUGUAGAGUUGUUAUACUAUGUACCUUGAAUUUGUAAAGUACAAAAGAGAUAAUAAAAUUUACUCAAUAAAACAUUU
Molecule: messenger RNA, 3980 nt
Organism: Schistocerca gregaria
Lineage: Eukaryota; Metazoa; Arthropoda; Insecta; Orthoptera; Acrididae
Gene: Yippee
Product: protein yippee-like 5
Exons: 3
Coding region: 127-486 (119 amino acids)
Source: RefSeq, a predicted model, not a curated record